UUUAUUUCUGUGAUUGAUCAAGAAUAAUUUAAACAAAAUAAAAACAAAUAAUUUAAAUCAAUUUAUUUUUAUGUAAUUUAUUUUUUGUACUGAAUUCUUUUUAUUCAAACAUUUUCGUUAAAAUUAAAUAAAAAAUACUUGGACAAAAUGAAAUACUAUUUAUAUGACGAGGUGUGCAUACAUAAUAAUAAAAAUGACUUUUGGGUGGUGAUACACCGAAAUAUAUUCGAUCUAACUCCAUUACUAAAAGAUCGUCAAGAUACAUGGAAUAAUUUAGACUAUUUAUUGGCAUUUGGUGGCAAAGAUUUAUCACAUUUUUUCCAUUUGAAUAAUUUACCUAAAACCGAAAUUUCUCCUGUAACCGGUAAACCUCGUGUUUUAUUUCCUCCCAUAUUAGAGCAGGCUCAAAGUGCUCUAUUAAAAACUCCUGGUAAAUUAUGGAGCCAAGAUCCUUUAUAUCAUAUAGGCCAACUAACGAAAAAAGAACGUAAAAUACGUUUAAUUAAUACCUUAACUGCCAGCACCAUUUUCAUGAAAGUUUGUACUGAAGAUACAAUUUAUGACAUACAAAGGAAAUAUAAAGAAAUUUACAAUAACCAUGCUGGCAGCUACUUAUGGCGCAAAUUUUCCAAUGGUGGUCAAUGUCCUGGUACAUUAAUUCUACACGAAACCCUCGAUGGCAAUGGUUUAAUUGCAGAAGAUAGUGAUAUUGAAUUACCUUUACCUUCCAUUUGGUUAUAUUACACAGAUGAUUUGACAGUGGCUUAGUUGAAAUUGUUUAAUGAGUGGGCGUUGUCUGAAAUUUUCCUUCUUUAAACAAUGACAUUUGGUUAUUUUUUUAGAAAAAUUUGAAUAUUCUUUGUUUAGUUGAAAAUGGAAAGAGUUGAUGUACUUUUAAGAUGUCUCACCUGAAAUAUUUCUUUAAUGUUUAGUAAAUCGACAGUAAUUGUCUCAAAUUAACAACUUAUCGCUUCUUAUGAUUUUAAUUACUUAGAAUACUUGCAAAAUUAUGUAAUAUAAACUAUUUACUUAAUUUAUUUUCCAAAUUUCCAAUUAAAUAAUUUCUUAAAAAUUUAAUUAUUUCCAAGAAUGUUUAGACAAUUACUUUAACACACAUUUAAUUUAUUUCUUUGCUGGGUUAAUAUGAAAUAUGUUUUGGCCAUAACUUCCUAAUUUGGUUCCGCUAGAAUAAUAUUUAAUUUUUUUGUAAUUUGUUCAUGAUUAAAGUAAGUGCACGAAAUAUAUUGUCAAUAUUUUAAGAAACAUAAUUUAAAUGAAACUUUUUCCAAUGAAAAACGCUUAAAUCUUAAUUAAAAUUAAUAAACAUAAAUUCUUU
Lucilia cuprina (Australian sheep blowfly) is the source of this 1336-nucleotide messenger RNA. Its product is annotated as cytochrome b5 domain-containing protein 1. The record is from RefSeq and is a predicted model, not a curated record. Bases 148 to 768 code for a protein of 206 amino acids. The transcript has 4 exons. NCBI's taxonomy places the organism in Eukaryota, Metazoa, Arthropoda, Insecta, Diptera, Calliphoridae.